GCGUCCUCAGCGUUCAUUGAUCGUAACCCCUCCAUUGGCAGCAGCGGCAGGAGCGACUGUUUAGACUGAGCAGUAAGCAUGUCUCGUUGUGCCCUUGUUUCGACGUGCUUUAGUGAUUUCUGAGGGUUGUUGCGUUGUGGAGUGUUCCGAAAGUGCACCAUCCGGCCAGGGCGUUGUUCUCUGCCACCAAGCGCAUGUAAACAAUCCCCCAAGCCAAGCCAGUCGAGUCGAAGCGUGCCAAUCGCGUUUUGCCUUUGUGCAGUGUUUUGCUUGUGCGAACUGUUCCCCAACCAGCAUUCAAACUGUGGGGUGCCGGGGCCUUUUUUCUUCCCCAACCGGGAAUGUACUACCCGCACAUGGUUCCGACGGGCAUGACCACGCCCUUUGGGACAGCGGCGCCCGCCUCUGGUUUUCCAGCACAGAACGGCGAAGUAAAAGAGGAUAAGACGGCAGCCCCGUUGCUUCCUCCGCCGACGGCGGCGCCCGCCCCUGGAGCUGGGCCCCCUUAUAGCCCGCCGCCACCUCAAGGGCCGCCCGCCCCUGAGCCGCCCUCCGGACUGGUGGGCAGUCCAGUGGCGGCGGCCGCUGUCGCGCUUGCACAACAACAGCAACAGAAUCAGUUCAAAUGUGAUCCAUUGACUCCGGAGACUGAAAUUCAACAAAAUGGUACCGUGCAGCCGCCCACAUCGGAGGCGGCAGACGCAAAGGCAGCACAGGCCGCCCAGGCAGCUACGGAUCUGGCCAACCAGCCAAAGAGGCUGCAUGUGUCGAACAUUCCAUUUAGAUUUAGGGAUCCUGACCUGAGGGCCAUGUUUGGUCAAUUCGGACCAAUAUUAGACGUAGAAAUAAUCUUUAAUGAACGAGGAUCGAAGGGGUUCGGUUUUGUAACAUUCGCAAAUAGUGCUGAUGCGGAGCGCGCACGAGACCGACUACACGGCACCGUGGUUGAGGGAAGAAAAAUAGAGGUCAAUAAUGCCACUGCGAGAGUACAAACGAAAAAGCCUCCAGCUCUUCCUGCAGUUCCAGUCAUCCAGUGGCCUACGGACGCAGCCACUUUGAGGGCCGGCGUUGCCGCUAUCCAGAGAGGAAGAGCGCGGGCGGCGUAUCCAGCGGCGGCAGCAGCAGCAGCGGCUGCAUUUGCCCGCCAUCCCACCCCUUUAGCUGGCGCAUUGGGCUACACACCGGUGCUGAACACGCUUCCAGUAGAUGGGGGCGUUUAUUAUGACCCUUUCCUGGCCGCGCAUGCUGCAGACCCCAACUAUACCAGCAGAUUGCAGGCGGCGGCCGCGGCCGCAGCAGCAGCCCCAUUACUAAAAACGCCCCUCUCAACUGCCCCGCAGGCGAGCUACGCAGCAGCAGCAACCUACACAGCAGUGGCGGCGCGGUACGGCGCAGCAGCCGCAGCAGCGCAGCCUGUAGCCGGCUACGCCGCAGUUGGCUAUGGAAGGGAUUACGCAGACCCCUAUUUGGGCCAUGGGAUUGGGCCGAUGGCGGGAUAUGGGGCGGCAGCUGUGUACCGCAGCGGCUACAAUCGAUUCGCCCCCUAUUGAGCAUAUCCCCGCUGCUGAAGGCCUACCGAACAAACCAACUCAAUACUCAUCUUACUUUCUAUCGUUCUUUAUUUUGUGUCCGACACACAACCAAGCACAAAACCAAGACAGCGGAGCCAAAGAGCUGUAACUCACACUAACUUAAGCCCUUGUGAUAGCCCAUCUAACCCAGCUCUCUAAUAUGUAGUUUUAACUUUUUUUUGUAUUUCUUUGUAUGUUUGACGGCGUUUCCAUUCACUUAUACUUCACAAGAAAGCUGGUUGUAAUUGUGUUUUUUUUCUAUUAUUAUUUUUAGCCCUUACCUUUUGUACGAGCUGUAUAUAUAUUUUUUAUAUAAUUUAAUUUUCUAACUAAUAUACUGAUAGAGUUACGACUGCUAGAUGUUAUUUUAGGAUUAGCUGCUAAUUUAGUUAAGGCUGUUCUACUGAUGAGGCCGGGGCAGUUUUGCUUGAUAGGGUGAUUCAAAAAGCGCUGUAUUUUCAUAACGAUCUGUCGGUAACAGAAAUUUUCAUUAAAAAAUAAGGCCAGCAAUCUGCUUUUGAAUCACGCUGUAUUGUGGAUUGUUUUGACGCAAAAAAUUGAAAAUUGCCCCCUUUAUAUAAGUGCAAUGGAAACGAAUCGACUUGGAAUUAUCUGGUUUAUUACUGAGGCACGGCCUGCAUACAACAUAUCGAAGAUAUUAUCUCACUCUAUCUCUAGUUAUGUGUAUAUAUAUGGUUAUUCGCCCUUCUCUAUCUCUUUCUCUCUGUUCUAGGAUGUAUUUUCAUAUUCGAAUUUAAGCUCUCUAAGUUUGUGAUCUUAGAUGUUGUUAGGUUAAGUAUAAAUACUCAUUACAAUGUGCCACACACCCACGAAGAAUCUCACACACGUUUUCGUGUCGAAUGGAGGAAAGACAGUGAAAAUACACCCUAAGCCACCCGGUUUUCUAGUCGCUGUAAAUACCCAGAACACGUACAAACAGGAACCUACUCUGGUUUGCCAGUUUGGUCACAAGCGGUCGCAGGAGCACAAAACUUUGUUUUUAUUACGAAUAUCUGCAGUUUGACGCAAAAAGGAUGAAGGUGUAUUUGAGGAAAAUAAAUCUGUAAACAAGUA
This is a messenger RNA of Dendroctonus ponderosae (mountain pine beetle), 2645 nucleotides long. It is a transcript of the gene Rbfox1, whose product is annotated as RNA binding protein fox-1 homolog 1. Gene Ontology annotation, biological process: regulation of alternative mRNA splicing, via spliceosome; nervous system development. The record is from RefSeq and is a predicted model, not a curated record. Gene Ontology annotation, molecular function: mRNA binding. Gene Ontology annotation, cellular component: nucleus; cytoplasm. NCBI's taxonomy places the organism in Eukaryota, Metazoa, Arthropoda, Insecta, Coleoptera, Curculionidae. The transcript is spliced from 10 exons. The coding region runs from base 342 to 1550 and encodes 402 amino acids.